Asterias rubens (European starfish) is the source of this 3719-nucleotide messenger RNA. RefSeq names its product major facilitator superfamily domain-containing protein 6-like. The record is from RefSeq and is a predicted model, not a curated record. Gene Ontology annotation, cellular component: plasma membrane. The transcript is spliced from 7 exons. Lineage: Eukaryota; Metazoa; Echinodermata; Asteroidea; Forcipulatida; Asteriidae. Gene Ontology annotation, molecular function: transmembrane transporter activity. The coding region runs from base 905 to 2668 and encodes 587 amino acids.
AUGCACAAUAUAAUAAAAAAAGGGUUAAAAAAAAAGUGAGAGCAUUUUUUUUAGUACAAUAAUUUUGUGAACGGGUCGUCGUCCUGCAUCGAAUCGCCACUGGCUAAAAUUGUCAUUGACCUAGAGCCUUUAUUGUGCACACGGGCCAAUUUCUUUUAUCCUCCCAACCAAAGGAAACAUUGUGUGAGAAAAAUAGCCUCGAACGAGGCAUAGUUUCAUUGUUCAGCAAAAGACUGUACAAUGAAACAGUCAAAAUUGUAAGCUCUAUCCGGUUGACGAUGUUUUAUGGCAGGCUGUUUUCAAACUUUGAUGGAUAGUUUCUGUAGCGUUUAUGAUCAUCGUUUCACAACGUAUCCACUCUAUCACUGAACCAGCGUUAACAAUAGUUUUAGUAUUUCAGUUUUCAUUGUGAUGAAAAAUAAACUUCAGGAUGAAUUAUUUCAUCAUCCUUGUGGCUCUGAUCCGGUUCACUGGAGUAGAAACCAAGGGUUGUUGUCACACAUCGCCUACCACCAGUCCCCCGUGCUCAGUUGGCUGAACACGGGUAGAAGUAGUCUCUCUUUAACCCUCAACACCGAAGGACUGGUUUCAAACAAGAUCCGACAGCGAAUCGACACGCACACACCGACCGUUUUGCAAAACGGAAUGGGUUUGACGUGGUGUCACUCAAAUAUAUUGGAAUAAAAUAGAGUAGAUAAACGAAGUUACUGGAACUUGACUUACUGCUUCAGAAUUCAACCACCAGUUGAAGUGUAUCAUUCUGCAAGGUAUCGGUCAUGUUAAACCUCUGCGGUGAAACAAGGCGGCUUCGUAGGCUUCAUAAUUGAAUCGUCGUGCCAACACGGAAGAGCAAAUGAGACAACAGUUUUCCAAUUGUAAAGUCCGGGUUUGACAAACCUUCACCAUGAAUGUUCCACUUGACGAUUCCUACGGCAAACAGAAAGCCAGACGGGCACGAAUUCUGAAUAGUUACCUGGAAGUAGCUGAUCAACUGCCUGAUCAACUGCCCGGUCAGCGAGCAUGGGACACGGACCAAGGGAGUGAGGAGUGGGACGAGGUCCUAGACCGUGGGGACGGCGCUCUCCCGACCUGCUGCACGCGCGAAGCGACCCGCUACUGCAGCGUCGACGAAGGCACACUCCCGUUCAAGCUCCUCUACAUAUUCUUCCGUGGUGGUAUCGCGUGCAUCUCGCCGUACCUAACCGUGUUCAUGAGCUUCAUGUCUCUACCACCCUCCACCAUCGGCAUCCUCCUAGCCAUCCCGAGCCUGUUCAUCGCGCUCCUGACCCCCGUCUGUGGCGUCCUCGCAGACCGCUUCAACGCCCGUAAAGCAAUCCUCCUCAUCUUCUUAUCAAUUUGGAUUCUAUGCAUAUUAUGUGUUAACUUCCUCCAGCCACCAGAGCAGACGCCCUGCACGGCGAUCGCUGAUAAACUCCAAGACGUCUCGCGACAUCCCAAAACAGGACCCCAAGAGCAGUUCAAUAAGUGUUUGAAUACUUCCAUAGAUAUGGAUUCUCACCCCACCCGCUACAAACAAGCCACCACGAGUUUGCUGCAACUCCCCAACCCCAUAUCAGGGUUUGAUAAAACAUGCAAGCCGCUAAUCGGCACUAAAGAUUACUUCAUCACGGAUCUCUUCCUACCGUCCAGCGGCGAUAUCAGAGGGUUGCUGUUCGAGAGCAAGAGCCUCAUGCAGACAUUCGUGACCGUGUUCGUCUUGCUGAGUCUCGGGGAGGUUAUGCAGCGGCCGACAAUGUCUCUGACUGAUACAGCCACCUUGAAUGAACUUGGGGAGCAGUCUUGGGAUCGGUAUGGAUGGCAGAGGUCAUUCGGCUCGGCUGGCUUUGCCGUAUAUUCAAUAGCUAUAGCGUUCGUCAUCAGUGUUCUUCGAUUCCCACACAUCAUCUGUGGUAUCGAGAUCGAAGUAAUCGAUUAUCGGAUCUGUACCGUAACGUUCGGAGGCACCGUUGCCUGUGCUUUCGGUCUACUCUUCGCGUCCUGCUUCAAAUUCAAGUAUUACACAACGGCAGAAUACAAGUUUAGCAACGUCUUGCCAGCAAUCUGCUCCGGCUACUACGGGUCGGUGAUGGCCACUGCGUUUGCCCUAGCAGUGUGCAACGGGUGCGUCUAUGGUUACUUCUUCUGGCAUCUGCGUAAUCUAGGAGCCACAGAGUUCACUGUAGGUCUUAUCCUUGCCAUACGGGCCGGCUCGGAGCUAUUACUUGCCUUUCAUACACCGAGACUCAUACGAUGUUUGGGGCACGUUGAGCUACUCGUCGUGGGUCUCUUGGCGUAUUUUGUCCGGUUCAUUUGCUAUGCUACUAUCGUCAACCCGUGGUUAUUUCUACCCGUUGAAGUUAUACAUGGAAUGUCUAUCGCUCUGACAUGGAAUGUCUUGGUGUGUUUUAUGUGCCGUUCGGUCCCCAUGGAGUGCAUGGCGACGCUGCAGGGAUUCCUAAGCGGAACGUACUUUGGUCUCGGCCAAGGAGUCGGAACUCUCAUCAGUGGCUUUUUGAUAUCAUCUUACGGGGUGUCCAUGACAUUCUACGCUUUCGCAGUCGCCAUCUUGUGUUAUUCAGUCGUUUUCGUCACCAUUUUUAAGAUAUCCAAGCAACCCAAAAGACCCAUGAGUAGCUACCAAAUGAUGCCAUCUUCUUUCAUUCUCUAAACUUAAAGAGGAACUCAUUGAACGUAGAUUCAUGCACAUUUCGGUCCUUUUGACUCUAUGUGGUGUAAUUUUGAGUCGAGUAAUUUUGAGUCGAGUAAUAAACCUAAAUCAAUGUUAAUUGAAUAUAGUUAUAAAGCCACUACGCAAUUAUUUACCAGAGGGUUUGAUAUGCGGUAUCGGCAAGCACAUGCUCCCCACAUAUUUUGACAACAUUUAUUUGGUUCGGACUUGAUUAGCUCUGGGGCAGAAUGAUGGGUCUGGGUACCAAACUUCAGUAAUUGAAGGACAUGCACAGAUUAUGUUUUUAUACAUGUUACGCAAAAUGUUGUAGCCAGUUUUCCCAAACAAUAUUCGGUAUCUGGCAUUAAGUUUUAUUAAAUUAUUUGAAGCUGGAUGUGGAAAAACAUCACAAAAUUGUGUCUUGAAUUUCAUCAAUUUGUGAGUAAGAUUUUAUGUUUAGACUUUAGAGUAUCAGCUUGUCUGGUACCCUUUUUCUUAUUCAUACCGAGAUGGCAAACAUUGAGCUCAUUGGUUGGAUAUAUAUGGUGUUUAUAGUCUGGUGGUUUCCUUUUCACUUAUUGCUUCAGAAAACUGAACCAAAUUAAAAUUUGACUUUGCACACGAUGAUGGUGUGUGUGUGUGUGUUGACAAAGGAUCAAUCUGAAAACUGGCAAUUUUGUCUGAAUUCUGCAAGUUAUUGUGAAACAGGCUUUGAGAAAAAAAGUCACGUGUUUUAUAGUUUUAAGGAAAAAGGGACGAAUGAAUUGAUGCCUUGGAUGACAUAAUAUACCCAGAAAAUUGUCAUAUUAUUUGCCGAGAUGCGUUUGUAUUUGUUUGGAGGGAAACAAAAUCGAUGGGCCCCGGGACUCCCCAUAGCAAACUGGGCCAAAUUAUAGAGCUGCUAAGCACAAACAUUUGCUUAGCAUGAAAUUUUCUUCCUUGAUAAAAAAGUAUUACCACCCAGAUUUCCAUUUGUUCCAUAUUGCUUGUUACUAGUAUUCAGCUCUUGUUUGCUUAUCCUGAAAAUCGCGUGGAAAUUUGGUUGGUAAUC